UUCGCCACCUAGCUGGAGUGAAGCGCCUUGCGUCCCCGGGGAGGACGAGCCCCCCCGCCAGGCUCCUGGGUGGCCCUGGCCCAGUCCCCAGGCAGCGGGAGAGGGGAAGGCUCCAGCGAGCGGGCGUCGGGGAUCCUGGCGCUCCCUUGUAGACUGACCCCGAGCACGAAAAGAUUCAACUACGUCAAAAGAAGAAUAUGUCAUUUCAUAGUUUUCCAAAUGAAGUACAGCUCCAACUCUGCCAGACCACAAUCUAUCGAGAGGCUGGAAAAACCACCAUCUCUGACAACUUAAAUUCUCAUUUCCUUGUAUUCAUCACAUUUACCUGCUGAAUCAGAAUCUGGUGGAAGGAGAGGGUGCCCAGAGAUGUGCAAGUUUCACAAAUUCUCCAGCUCCUGUGUUUCUGUUUCUCUGAAUUUGACUUCUCUAUAUACCUCAUGUUCUGAAGUCUCUCAAACUGAAUAGAACAGAAUAGGGAAUAGAACCCAGGAUGAUUCUAAGCAAUGCUUUAUACAGUGCAAGUUCUCUUCAUCAUUUCCAUAAAAGGUGCUCCAAUAUUAUCUCAAGGACUACGGCCUGAACAAGAACUACAGCUGUGGAAUGAGAUAGAUGAUGCCUGUUCGUCUUUCCUGUCCCUUGAUUCUCAGCCUCAGGCAUCCAAUGCACUGGAGGAGCUUUGCAUCACAAUUAGGAGGACUCUACCAAAGCCCCAGGAAACAGAUGAAAAAGAUAAUACCAAAAGGUUCUUAUUUCAUUAUUCGAAGACACGGAAGUUGGGCAAUUCAAAUGUUGUGUCGUCUGUCGUGCAUCCGUUACUGCAGCUUGUUCCUCACCUGCAUGAGAGAAGAACGAAGAGAUUCAGACUGGACUUUACUAAAGGGGAAACAACUCAGAAUAAAAAUCUUUCCCAAGACGAUGCUAGAAGAAUUCCAAGGUCCUAUUGCAAGCCAAGUUCGGAGACAGUUUUUAUUCAGGCCACGCAAUGGAAGAAGGUCAGAAGGUUACAUUUAAAAUGGACCAACAAUUUUCCACAGAAGCAGCAAAAUGUUGACAUUUUGUUUUCUUCUCAAAAACAAUCCUUGCUAAACUUACUGUAUUUGACAAUCCCUGUGUUGUAAACAUUCUCAAUAAAAGUUGGUUGAGAUUAUAAAA
Messenger RNA from Neofelis nebulosa (Clouded leopard), 1152 nucleotides. RefSeq names its product neuromedin U (gene NMU). Bases 504 to 1118 code for a protein of 204 amino acids. The record is from RefSeq and is a predicted model, not a curated record. NCBI's taxonomy places the organism in Eukaryota, Metazoa, Chordata, Mammalia, Carnivora, Felidae. The transcript has 16 exons. Gene Ontology annotation, molecular function: neuromedin U receptor binding. Gene Ontology annotation, biological process: regulation of smooth muscle contraction.